AGGUGGGCAGUAAAGGAGUUGGCGUAAUAUCCCUUUCAAAAAGUGGAGAUGUUGCACUAUCAAUAGCAUCUUACCUGCCAAGUGUUCAGGCCAUAGUGUGGAUCAAUGGCUGCUGCGCCAAUACAGCUCUCCCCCUCUACUAUAAGAAGAACCAAAUCCUUCCUGCAUUAAUGUUUGACAUCAGCAAGUUGAUUCCCACUGAGUCAGGGGCCUGCAUGGCCAAGUAUGUUAUGCAUAAUCCCCUGGCAGAGGAGAACAAGGCCACUCUGGUCCCCAUUGAACAAGCCAAGGGACGUUUCCUGUUUGUGGCUUCAGAGGACGACCUCAAUUGGGACAGCAAGGCUUACAUGGAGGAGAUGGUGGAGAGACUGAAGCACCAUGGGAAGGACAACUUUGAGAGUGUGUGUUACUCUGGAGCGGGACAUUACCUGGAGCCGCCUUAUGGACCCUACUGCCCCGUCAGCAUACAUAUGAUUGUGGGUAAACCAGUCCUGUGGGGGGGUGAGCCCAGCUCCCAUGCAGCAGCUGAAGUCCACCUUUGGAAGAAGAUCCAGGAGUUCUUCAGAACCCACCUGAGCUGUGAUGCCACUCAGACUAAAGCCAAGUUAUAGAAGAAAUUAUUUUACAGGAGACAUAGGAACAGAUCAAUGAUGACUUCUUGCCAGUUAACAUUAAAUAAUUGUAUAUCAAUGUUUUGUAAGAAAAAGAACUGUUUGAUAGAUGAUUGAAUAUUUCAUGUAUUGGAGGAUUAAGACUACCGGUAUUCACAACCUGAUGCAAGGUUACUACUGUGCACUGAGAGAAAAUGCAAAAGAUUUUUAUGUUGCACCAAUAGGAAUAAUUUUUCUAUAUUCAUAAUUUCAGCAAUAGAAAUUGACAAGCCCAAACUGAAAAGAGUGAAAAUACCAGUUAAUGAUUGAUUUUCUAUAUUUACACAUACUGACUUCAGCUAUAAAUAAAAUAAAAUAAAAUAAAUGAUUCCAUCACGUUCAAAUUCGGUUGCUGCAGAAUACAAAGUAUAUUUUAUUGUGAGAUGCUUUAUUAAAGAAUAUCAUAAGCAUUUCUCUGACUUCCUCCCAGACUGUGGCCACCAGAUGGCAAAGUAAUCCUCUAAAUAAUCACGCGUAGCAGGUGUGAACAGAAAAAAUCCAAGCUAAAUUUGAUUCAUUUAAAUGUAAGACUGUAAAAUCAGUAGUUAUACCCCUGGCAAUGUCUUCUUCAGUGUUUGACUAGAACUGAGGUUUCUCCUUGUUUGUAGACAACUUUCUUCUGUAAAAUCAUAUAUAUAAUAAACUGUAUAUAUACAGACA
Messenger RNA from Micropterus dolomieu (smallmouth bass), 1310 nucleotides. Its product is annotated as acyl-coenzyme A thioesterase 6-like. Gene Ontology annotation, biological process: acyl-CoA metabolic process; fatty acid metabolic process. NCBI's taxonomy places the organism in Eukaryota, Metazoa, Chordata, Actinopteri, Centrarchiformes, Centrarchidae. The record is from RefSeq and is a predicted model, not a curated record. Gene Ontology annotation, molecular function: fatty acyl-CoA hydrolase activity.